CUCAUAGGGAACAGUACAACUAGAAGUCGAAGUAUUUGAUACAGCUACCUACUACAUUCUAAGCUUGAAUCUGCCUCGAGAUUUUCUUUGGGGAUGGUGCAACCUGAAAUAGAAUUGUAGGAAAAAACUAUUGCAAAUUUUUACACUAGCGACGAAUUUGUUCACUUUUUAUUCGAUAUCCUUGAGCUUUUCUUCGAGAAAGCGUCCGUGCGACUAGCUUUCUCGGUUAUUCUACAAAAUGUUGUUUACAUUCACUUUUUUUUACCCUUCUUGCAUACAUACUGAACUUCCUUGACAACUCCGGUUUGAUGUCGUGCCACUAAAUAUUGAUGUUGUCUAUCUGGACGUCGUGGUCUAGUACCGCAAAUAAAGACAAAUAGAAAUAGCACCAUUCCCCAUUGAUGACUUCCACGAGUAUCGCCUCGCCGUAGCCCCCCCUCCGCACUAAAUCUAGCGCGGCGAAGCGUGCCAAGCGGAGAUCUUUCUGCACUACUCACACGACCACUACCCCACGCGGACUUGCUGCUCCACGACUAAGUGCUCAACAAGAAAAAUCUUUCGUUUUAAAGUCCGCUUCUUCUUCUGAAGACACACAAUCUCCACUGGUCCUCCUGCACUAUCGUUUCUUGCUACUCCGUGAUCAUGUUCAGCCCACACGACUUGUUUCUCAUGUGGCAGAAAAAUAUGCAGGAACUUCUACUAGGAAGUACAAGCACGCACAACGACCUCCACGACAACCAAAACAAGAUCGCGGACAUGAUAGCAGGUCUUGACCCAGUGACUCUGAUGGGCUACGCCGCGGUGCUGGUGUGGUUGUUUUUCCUGCCCUACGUGCUGGCCGAACUUGCAAAGUCGUGUAACAAUUAUAGUACCGGAGCUGGUUCUACUUCUUUCAACGGUAGUUCUUACACGGCCGCUGAUAACGAUCGUGUGCAAGCAGGCGGCGUGAUGAACCACCCUCCAGCUGCAACAGUCGGGGGUGGUCGUGCUGGUGAAGACCAAAUAAUCGAUGCUCAUGAUUUCAUGUCUGAGUGGCGGAGUAGCGGUCCUGCUGGAACAAGAGCCGUCGUUCACGGGUUUUUUACCUCACUUGCUGGCGCGCGAUCUUCCACCUCCGGCGGUGGUACUACACGAGGGACAGCCGCUGGCAGUUCUUCCGCAGAACAAGCUGCUCCUCACCGAACAACCGAGGUCGUCGUGACCGCAGCGGAAAUCGAUCAACGUCUCGAAGAGUUGCUGAACAAGCGGACGUCUUUACAGGAAGCCAGAAGAACAACUGCUGGCGGAAUUACUUCUACAACGACAGGAUCUACAACUUCUGUAAUAACCACGUGCGGCGCAACAUCGGGGAGAAAUGCGACUGCAACUUCUAGCGCAGAUGAAGCUGCGGUGACAACUCUAGUACCAGAAGGUAUUGAAAAUUAUGAUGACCACGAGUUAAAUGACUCAGCGGCCCCCACAAGAAGUUGUACUGUGCCCUCGACUAGUACGACAACAUCAAGCAGACCGACUACGACUUUAGCUCACACUAGUGCAAACAACGUCGUCGCUUUUCAAGAACCUUCUCGCCACUUAGCUGCAACAGCAAGCGGAGGAGAACUACCCUCCAGCUCGUCCACUACAGUGGCGACUAGUACCUUCACAGCGGUUACGAAUGCCACCGUGAACAGUGUCAGCUCCAGCACGGCUCACACAGAAAAUAAUAGUACAAUGGGGGCGACGUCGACGACGGCCGCGAAUCCACAUGUGGUGGUACCGGCAUUGAUCUCCACCGGCGGUGCUGUGUCUGCUUCUCCCGCCGCUCAGGAUCCGAAUCUUGCUCCUGGAGCUUCAAAUUCAACUGCUACAGCCGCCAUGCCCAUGACCACCACUUCAACUGCUCCAGCGGAGGCGGAAGGAGUUCCUCCUGCGAUCGCCCCACAUUCCGCGGCUCAACAUGAUGAGCUCCAGGGCUCGUCUACUACUACUACGUCCCCGGAGGAACAGCCAUCAUCUCCUGCCGCUGCACCGCCAGUUGAAUUACAUCAAGAGCGACAGGGACAGCUGCAGCACGAGGACCUGAAUAGUAGUACCACUACCACUGGAAAUAUUGAUGAGCAUAAUAAUUCAUCGCUACAGGGGGCGGGCCUGCCACUGCAGCGUGGAGAAGAGCGCCAAGAAGAUCUUCAACCACCGACGGCCACCACGACUACUUCCGGAGGAGUGGCUGUGGUUCCGCCCAAUGGCAUUGCAACUUCCUCUACGAAGUGCAAAAAUGUCUAGGUCUGGAAAGAUAAGACGCAGCGAAUUUCUUGUGAAGAUCCUCAGGCUUGCAUGACACAGCAUUAAUAUGCAUCAUAAAUCCUCGCUGUCUUUCCAAUUUCGCGUCACAAAUCCAGACGCCGACAUGUUUGCAAUGCAUAUCUUCCAACCACUCCGGGAGCAUCACCAGCUCACGGCGAUCCACGCUCUCCGCCUGCAGCACCCUGAGCGCCCAGCAAGCCCAGCACCAGAAGAAUUUGAGUUUCAAUCGCAAAAAGCAAGUGGAGCGGCUAGAGGAGCUGUCGGAGCAAUUCGAGGCGAAGAUGUGUAAUCGGGAGCUGGAGCGGAACUUUUACCACGAUGCCUGUGAAGACGAGGAGGACCAGAAAGCGCUGCCAAGGGGACCACAACUGUGCGGCGGCGGCGCCGGGGGAAGCAGAAGCAGUAGGGCGAACAGGAACUACAUCAUGAACCCCGGGAGUGCUGGUAGUAGUCCUUUUUUUAACGCGGCCGCUGGUUACAAUAGCAAUAGUCUUAGUUCUACUGCUUUCGGAGCCUCGAUCUCAGACGUGGUUGACGUCGACGGGUCUUAUCCACCACUGACGUUGGCGGCCGCUAGCACCUACCAGUACAGCACCCGGCGUCGCAGCUUUCGGCAAAGUAGUUCGUCUGCGAUGGCAGCUGUAGCCUCCGAUGAACAAAAUGGUGGGCGGAGAUCUGGUGAAGACCGUGCACAGCCCUUAUCUUAUCCACAGCGAAAUUCAUACUUUUCCCGUGCACGACGUACAAGUUCUGCAGUUGAGUUUCUGCAUGAAGUAACAACUUUGUAAUUCCACAAGCUUAUUCAACUCGGCAAGUUGUACUAGCCUGCUGUAUGGCAAAGAACAAUUUCUUGUGAUGUUGCAUUUUGUGGGUGCAUCUAGCAAUGGCUACGGUGUCGGUGUCGGUGAAUUUUUGUUGCAUACUAUUGCCCAGCAAGAUGAGAACAGCUCCUCCUCCUCCUCUUCCUGUCGGCAUAAUGGCCGAAAUAAAAGCUCGUCUUCCACCAGAAACCGGCGGCGACGGGGAAGUACUAGUAACAGCUUCGGCGAAGCAGGAGCUGUAGAUAUAACAGGCUCAGAUGUCGAAUUCAAACAUUUUUGAAAAAAAUUUUUUAGCUAGCGAAAGCGCCUUCAAAAACUACCUAGUUUUUUAAAUGAUGUGAUUUUAAACUAGCUAACUUAGACUCCGGUAGGUCCUUUGCGGAUGCGCACGCAUCCGCAAAGAACCUACCGGAACCUGAACUAACUAGCUUAGAAUGCAUAAGUAGCUAUUUAAAGUUUAAGUAUUUAGGCGCUUUAGCAAGCUAAAAAAUUUUUUUCAAAAUCCUUUGAAUUCGACAUCUGAGCCUGUUAUAGUAGAGACCACGAACAUAAUAACGACAGACGACGAAGUUGUAACCCUAACCUCGAACGGGGCACUCGUCCGGGCAUUUAAUGGUAAAAACAAUCGAGGUAAAAAUAUACCUAAGAACGGCAAGCGGGGGAAUAAACGAUCUGCAGGCCGGAAAAAGAAGAGCGGCAGCAAAAAUACUACCCUCUUCUCCGCGAAAAAUUACUACACGCGGUCGGACCUGAGCCACUACUUGGGGGAGCACACAGAUAACGGCUUUAGGGACCCGAUGCUGGACUACAACCAUGCAUACAAAACCACCGGCAGUGCGCUCGUUGCAUCUACUUCCAUCGGCGCGGUGGUUUCUGGAGCAGGAGGUGCCACGUCCACAUCCGCAGCUUCUUCCGGAGGUUACGACAUCGAAAUGAAGAACGACACCGCGACUUCUCCAACUUCGGAAGUAGAUACUAGUACCACGGGUGAAGAAGAUGAUGACAGUGAAGAUAAUUUUUGCGACGAGAUUCACGAUGACCAGCAGGCGCAAGAAAACAACAAAGCGGCGGUCGGCAAGUGCGUGAUUUGCAUGGAUAGUAUUGCGACGGAGCUAUUCACCAACUGCCGUCACCUCGCACUCUGCAGCGAGUGCGCACUCGAUCUCGACAUUCACGAUUUGCGCAAGGCAAAACAGCCCGGGAAGUCCUUGCAGCCCACGAAGUGCCCGGUUUGCCGCACCACGGGACCCAGGGUCCAGGUGUUUCAUUGUUGAUCUUACUGGGAUGUAAGAAUUCAAAAUUGAUGUCCACCCCCAGCCAUAGUACAAAACGAGAUGAACCACGUGAGCAGGAGGACCAUUGCCACGUUGUCACUUUCGUUUAUUUCGCGAUGACCGCACAGUCUAAAAAUCUUGUAUUUCACGAUAACCUUGCGUACUAUCUGUAACUGUGUCGCUUUCACCUUGUGCAGCAGCAGAAACUACAGCUGCCGCUUCACCAGUCCUGCGACAGAAGAAGAUUUUUUUGUCGCGGUCUUUUUUUGUAGCAGCAGCUACUUGCCGAGCAACUUUUUAUCUCAGGGUUGGCUAGAUUUUGAUAUCAGAUUCGUUCUUGGGAAAUACAAAUAUUCUUGAGUUUGUUUCAUUCCACUACAUCAUUGUAAUGCCAAAAUGUACUUACAACCCUCCACGUCCUACUUUUAUACUAGGGUAAGUGCAUACUUGAAAAAUGUACAUAGAAAGAUGAACUGACUUCCGUACAAAAAAGCGCUCUGGCAUUCCUAAUGUCGUCUAUUCUGAGAACAGAGCGCAAAAGAAAAUGGAAUACGCAUGCAGGAGUUCGCAGGUAUCGAAAGGCUCGAGAAGUAAUGGAUGACUUCUUGAGCUUUCGUGUCUGCGAGACCAGUUCUUGUUCACUAGUAGCAAAUUGGUUUCUGUGUUGCGAUAGAAUGAUUUCAUGCUCCUGUAGUUUGGGAGAGUAGAACUUUUUGGACUAGCAUUGAUAAUGAAGUAGGAGAAGUAGCAACAUCAAGCGUUAGCCAGUCGCUGCACUCGCAGUCUUCACGAAGAGGAGCCAUUAGUUGCAUGGUUGCAGUCUACUGGUUUCUUUCGUUUUGGCUUGCAAGCACUGUAUGAAUUUCAAUUUCUUCUUUGAUUUUUCUUGCAAUACCGAGGAGAAAAAUGUACCUGAUUUUUUUUUCUCUGUUACCGUUGCCAAAACUCCCACAAUCUGUCGCUGCCGGAAGAACACAAAAAAGCCAAAAUUUUUCGGUACUUCCAGGCGGCCUAUCAGAUCCUAUUGGCAAAUUUCUGCCGCGUGCUGGGUGUAAGUGCUUUGGGGUAUUUGGUUUUGGUAGCAAGACUACAACUUGAUAUGAUUUUUUUCGUGCACAACAUCAUUUUUCAAAACGUUUUUUAACACCUGUACAAAUUGGAACGACUUUUUUUUUCACGUGCAAAGAAAAUGUGAAAUAAACACAAGUUUUGAUUUUUUUGUCGCCAGUCCAAAGAAGCUCGUUACAUUUGAAGAUUUUUUUGUCACCAGUCCCUGCAGAGCCGGCGCCUGCAAAGUACUAAAAUAAACUCACGGAUGAACAACAAUAAGUGUAGCUAAUCCAUAAGAACAACCACCUCCUGCAAAAAUGCUACAUCGCAGAACCAGAAGCUCACAACAACUUCCGACGACCUUGGGGCAUUAUUGGCUUUCAUGUCCACAAGGUCGGGAGAAGGAAGUGGGGCGAUUGAUAGCUUUUUUGGACCAUGAGGCCGCUGCGGCCCCCAGAAGAUUACGGCCUACCUCUAGCGACGUCAAGAACUGAUGUAUCCGAGAAGUUUUACAGUAUCAGCUCCUGCUGAUAUUACACUGCCACUACUGACCUAGUAUCACAGCUUGAAUGUGAUGAAACAGUCAUGAGUAAAAGCUUUAUAGUACCAUUGUGUACGCGUACGCCGUCGAGAUUGAGACUGACAGAGGCAGCGAAAGAUGAAGGGAGCAAGGGCCGCCCGCAUCAGAGCAACAAAAUCACCGUGGUCUCGUAUUUUUAGUGCGUGCAGGACCUGUCAGUGUGAGUGGUUGAAAAUUGGAGGAAUGCUUUUUAUUUUUAUGUCGGGAGAAUCCGACCCGCAAAUCGUUCGC
Molecule: messenger RNA, 6239 nt
Organism: Amoebophrya sp. A120
Lineage: Eukaryota; Dinophyceae; Syndiniales; Amoebophryaceae
Source: the annotation of a GenBank genome assembly